AAGUGCGGCUUGUUUUCCCGGCUGGGCUCUGGAGCGGCGGGUGCGGCGCGAUGCACGGGUACCCGGGAGCGGACGGCUGCGAGCCCCGAUGAAGCCCGAGCGGCCCCAGCCCGAUGGAGGCGCCUCCGUGGGAGCCGGUGCGCAACGACUCGCUGCCACCCACGCUGAGCCCGGCCGUGCCGCCCUAUGUGAAGCUUGGCCUGACUGCGGUCUACACCGCCUUCUAUGCUCUCCUCUUCGUGUUCAUCUACGCGCAGCUCUGGCUGGUGCUGCGCUACCGCCACAAACGACUCAGCUACCAGAGCGUCUUCCUCUUCCUCUGCCUCUUCUGGGCCUCGCUGCGUACUGUGCUCUUCUCUUUUUACUUCCGAGACUUCGUGGCGGCCAACUCGUUCAGCCCUUUCGUCUUCUGGCUGCUCUAUUGCUUCCCCGUGUGUCUGCAGUUCUUCACCCUCACGCUUAUGAACUUAUACUUCACCCAGGUGAUUUUCAAAGCCAAGUCAAAAUAUUCUCCAGAAUUACUCAAGUAUCGGUUACCCCUCUACCUGGCCUCGCUCUUCAUCAGCCUUGUGUUCCUGCUGGUGAAUCUGACCUGCGCUGUGUUGGUGAAGACGGGAACCUGGGAAAGGAAGGUUAUCGUCUCUGUGAGAGUGGCCAUCAAUGACACACUCUUUGUGCUGUGUGCCGUCUCUCUCUCCAUCUGCCUCUACAAAAUCUCCAAGAUGUCCCUAGCCAACAUCUACCUGGAGUCAAAGGGCUCAUCAGUGUGUCAGGUGACUGCCGUCGGCGUCACUGUCAUCUUGCUCUACACCUCCCGGGCCUGCUACAAUCUGUUCAUCUUGUCGUUUUCUCAGAUCAAGAAUGUCCACUCCUUUGAUUAUGACUGGUACAAUGUAUCAGACCAGGCAGACCUGAAGAGCCAGCUGGGUGAUGCCGGCUAUGUAGUGUUCGGCGUGGUGCUUUUCGUGUGGGAGCUCCUACCCACCACCUUGGUGGUCUACUUCUUCCGAGUCAGAAGCCCCACGAAGGACCUUACCAGCCCUGGGAUGGUCCCCAGCCAUGGAUUCAGCCCCAGGUCUUACUUCUUUGACAACCCCCGAAGAUACGACAGUGAUGAUGAUCUUGCCUGGAACAUUGCUCCUCAGGGACUUCAGGGAAGUUUUGCUCCAGACUACUAUGAUUGGGGACAACAAAGUAACAGCUCCCUGGCCCAAGCAGGAACUCUGCAGCAAGACUCCACUUUGGAUCCAGACAAAGCCAGCCAAGGGUAGUACCGGCUGACAGUCCUGUGCAAGAGUCCUCUGUCAGAAACCUUCAGCCAGACAGACUGGAUGACUGCUGAGUUUUUAGGGCACUUUUCCUUAUGAAACAGGACUCCAGUUUUGUUUUGUUUUUUUGCAAUAGCUUUCUCAAGGCUAGAUAGGACUAAGCAAUAAUUCGGAGUGAUGAUAAACUCUUAACUUUAGAACUAGCAGAGAGCCUGGCUAUUUCAGUGGGUAUAAUUUAAACUUUUAAAAGAGAUUCUGUACUUUUAUAAAGAUGUAUUUUAUAUAACUUAAAUACUAAUGCUAAAGUAUA
Chionomys nivalis (European snow vole) is the source of this 1578-nucleotide messenger RNA. RefSeq names its product G protein-coupled receptor 137B (gene Gpr137b). Bases 114 to 1271 code for a protein of 385 amino acids. Gene Ontology annotation, biological process: negative regulation of osteoclast differentiation; regulation of autophagy; positive regulation of TORC1 signaling. The transcript is spliced from 7 exons. NCBI's taxonomy places the organism in Eukaryota, Metazoa, Chordata, Mammalia, Rodentia, Cricetidae. Gene Ontology annotation, cellular component: lysosomal membrane. The record is from RefSeq and is a predicted model, not a curated record.